AUGGAUCAAAAGUUUUAUCUAUUAUUUCGAAUAAGAACUUUGGAAAAAGUCGCAUUUCCUUAUAAAUGUAAUUUAAUAUUUGCUCAAGUGCAAUCUUUAAUUGAAAUAAUGUACACAUAUAAAAUGUUAAUUAAAAGCAAUUUAGAUAUUUUGAAUUCAUCAGACAAAGAAUUUUGUAUAGUAGAUAAAGACAACAAGGAUGAAAGCAAUUACAAGAAACAUGAUAGUAGUAGUAAAGAAAUAGAGGAAAGUUGUAGUGGAGAGGAAGA
This is a messenger RNA of Dentiscutata heterogama, 269 nucleotides long. The record is from the annotation of a GenBank genome assembly. NCBI's taxonomy places the organism in Eukaryota, Fungi, Glomeromycota, Glomeromycetes, Diversisporales, Gigasporaceae.